Nerophis ophidion (straightnose pipefish) is the source of this 989-nucleotide messenger RNA. It is a transcript of the gene lin28b, whose product is annotated as lin-28 homolog B (C. elegans). NCBI's taxonomy places the organism in Eukaryota, Metazoa, Chordata, Actinopteri, Syngnathiformes, Syngnathidae. Bases 154 to 819 code for a protein of 221 amino acids. The record is from RefSeq and is a predicted model, not a curated record. Gene Ontology annotation, molecular function: zinc ion binding; nucleic acid binding. The transcript is spliced from 4 exons.
GUAGCGGAGAGGUAGACAUGACACCGACACCCGGCGGAGCCGCACGAUGCGAGCACCGCUGGUGAAAGAUGGGCACCGCGACGUCGGAUUCAUGGUGACCACCGCUAGAAGCUUCUCGUCUGCAACUUGGUCGCAGAAGAUUCGCGGGGAAACAUGGCCGAAGGCGGGCCAGCCAGGUCCACUGACCAGGAGGACCGGACACGACCCCACGUCCUGUCAGGAUCGGGUUUCUGCAAAUGGUUCAACGUCCGCAUGGGCUUUGGAUUUAUCUCUAUGACCAGCAGCGAGGGGACCCCGGUCGACCCCCCUCUGGAUGUUUUUGUGCACCAAAGCAAGCUGGUGAUGGAGGGCUUCCGAAGCCUAAAGGAGGGCGUGCAGGUGGAGUUCACCUACAAGAAGUCCUCCAAAGGCCUCGAGUCCUUGCGGGUGACCGGACCGGGCGGGGGACCCUGCGCAGGCAGCGAGAGGAGACCGAAAGGGAAGGUCCCACUCCAGAAGCGCAAACCAAAGGGAGACCGGUGUUAUAACUGCGGAGGUCUGGACCACCACGCCAAGGAGUGUGGCCUGCCCCCCCAGCCAAAGAAAUGCCACUACUGCCAGAGCAUCGCGCACAUGGUAGCUCAGUGCCCGCACAAGGCGCCCACGCCUUCCGCAGGCUCUCAGGACCAAUACGCGUCUACCUCCAGCCCGGGGUCGUCGGCCUACCUCUGCCCCCCAGAGGAGGAGGAGCGCUAUGGCACGUCUCCCCUGGGGGGCUCGUCCUCGUCCGCCGAAGAGCCCCAAAAUAACCACCGCACCCAGAGAUGGAGGAAAUCCUAAAUCUCUCUCUCCUCGCUUCAUCUACCUCACACCUGUGACACAAUGGGAGGUUUGAAUUUCUUCUUUUAUUUAAAAAAAAAAAAGUCGUACUAUUUUACUGUCUCGGCAUGGCAACGCCUGUGUGUGCCUACCUCGUCGACGAGUUGUGGCGCCACAGAAAUGGCAAAGAG